AUGACUUAUAUCAUGAUUCCACCCAUCAUUCUGACAAUCCUCAUUUCAUCUGAGGUGAAUGCGAGCAUGAGCAUUGCAAACUCUGGUGUCAGGAGCAUUGGUAGAUUGGAUGCUGGGAUGAUCUUCUUCGUCGAAUUAGUGAACGAGGGGAAGCAGGAAAUUGCGGUGUCCAGUCGCAUGAUAGGCUGUUGCGAGAUUGUUACUAUUGAGGAUAUUGAGUGCGAGCACAUUCAGCUGAUCGGUGAAGUGGUUACAGUGGAGUCUCAAGGGAUCAAGAAUGUGACCCUCAUUUGGCCAACUCUAUAUCUUCACGAUAGACGAGGCGAGUGUGCAGUUAGUAUCUCCGUUGAGAGUGGUCAUGAUGUUGAGGAAACUCGGAGGAAAAUUCGGUUUAAUACCAUGGUGACGGGGAGCAAUCCCAAUGUUCUUGAAGAGUACUAUGAUGCUGUUGAUGUGAGACAAUGUUCAAGUCCCGAUCAGGACACAUUGGACGCGUGUCAUCCAGUGAACUGUCAGAUAAAGUACAAUGGCCAACGGAAUUAUUUCGAUCGUCAGCUACAGAGAUGUCAGUCAGUGCCAGUAUGUCUCGCAGACCCCAACAAGGAGCUCCCCGAUGUGGUGUAUGACGCUAUCAACAAUACUUGUCGCAAUAUGGAAAAUUUAGUGACUCAGGAGGAAAUACAGUCGUUGAGUGGAGGGGCGGCAGAAGUGGCUUGGCGAUCAGAAUCGAAGCCUAAAAUUAGAAACAUACUAUGUCAUCACGGGCAUAACGAUAAGCAAACUGGUCUAUGUAUCUGCGAUGAAGGAUGGACGUCCCAACCUCUCGGCAAUCUUGAGCCAAUCAAUGAAUAUAUACACAUGUGUAAUGUGUUUGUAUUGCCCUUUCCAGGGCUUGGAAAUAGUCCUAUUCACAUUCUGCUCAUAGUCAUUGCGGCAGUUCUGAUCGUGCUAAUCGUGGUAUUUUAUUGCAUAACCACACUUUUGAUGGGAGUAUUACCUGAAAAAGUAAAGAUAGAACGAUCACAGCAGACUGUCGGUUUGCCCUGCUUCGAUGGCCCGUCAAAGAGUUUGACGUCUUGCUGCUCCACAAGACCAGUGUCAAGAAAGCAAGGCAGUAAUGCCUCCAACAUAACGUACUCCAGACUUUCAAAUCGUUCCCUACAUUCCACGAAACCAUGA
Messenger RNA from Diachasma alloeum, 1179 nucleotides. RefSeq lists its product as uncharacterized. The record is from RefSeq and is a predicted model, not a curated record. The coding region runs from base 1 to 1179 and encodes 392 amino acids. The transcript is spliced from 9 exons. NCBI's taxonomy places the organism in Eukaryota, Metazoa, Arthropoda, Insecta, Hymenoptera, Braconidae.